AUGCCAUUCACUCCCACCCUCCGCCGCGCUGCGGCUCAGGCCUCUGCCUUCGCGCCCAAGUACUACACCCCCCGUAAUGUUAACGGUCUGGGCUUCGGUGAUGCCUUCCGGAUCGGCACCCUGGCCGGUAGCUUCGGUGUUGCCGCCGGUACCUUCGCGCUUUUCUUCUUCGGCGAGAUCCCCCGUGUGCGCAAGGAUAUCCUGCAGAAGGUGCCCUUCCUCGACACGUACUUUGACCGCACCAUUGCCCCCGAGGACAACCCCUUCUAA
Penicillium alfredii is the source of this 270-nucleotide messenger RNA. RefSeq names its product cytochrome b-c1 complex subunit 10. The transcript is spliced from 5 exons. The record is from RefSeq and is a predicted model, not a curated record. Bases 1 to 270 code for a protein of 89 amino acids. Gene Ontology annotation, biological process: mitochondrial electron transport, ubiquinol to cytochrome c. NCBI's taxonomy places the organism in Eukaryota, Fungi, Ascomycota, Eurotiomycetes, Eurotiales, Aspergillaceae.